AUGCUCGCAGUCCCCCACGCCCACUACCGCGUGUUCCACGGGAACCCAGCGGCAGACUCGCUGCUGCAUGAAGCACCGCACGACCAGUUCCCGUUCGCGCUGAGACCAAAUCAAGUACCGGAUGCUCCGACAGACCUCCACGUGCGGGAGUUUGCCCAGCUCGAGGUUCAAGUGAAGGCGCUAGAGUUACAGACUGCGCCAAACAAUGUGAUUUCUAACGCCAGGACUCACGCCGUCGCCGGCGCAUUGGCCGAAUGUUUCUAUUUCUAUACGCGUCUCUUUACGGUCGAAUCGUUCGUGUGGCCGGACUUUCUGACCGCUGUAUGUACGAAAUUGGUCGAGCAUUUUGCAGCAAGCGAUAACGUGAUCGUCCAAAGUGCGAUUUUGAAAGUGUUCCAGCGUGUAAAAGCUCACGUGGCUCAAGUGACGGACGUUUCGAAGAUGCUGGGGCAUCUAGCCACGUCUUUAAAUCAUGAAACGAGUGUGCUGACUCGGACGUUAACGCUGCAGUUAGUGGCGACGAUGCCGACUUUGCUUGUGCACGACACGACCGUGCAGCAGCAGAUUAUCGUGAAGCUUGCAGCUAAUGAUGAGGACGAACGCUUGGCUGCUAUCGAAGCAGUAAGUGCAUUUUUGCCGUUGUCGUCUUCGUAUCGGAAGGACGUGCUGGAACUGAGUCUGGAAAAGUCGACGACGAGGUUGUGCAGUUUAUUGCCUGGUUCCGUCUCAAACUCGAUGGAAGCACAUCAGGCAUGGACUCAUUGCGCAGAACUGUAUGAGCGUUUUGUAGACGAUAAGAGUGCAGUAGCAAGCGUCCGCGCCAUGACGAUGUUGACUGCAAGUUAUCCAGGUACAUUGUUGCCAAUGCACGAACAGUUGUUGCUCCACGUGAUCGACCAAGACCCUCGGAUAUUUGUACGAAAUUUUACACUACUGGUGUCCCAACAACUACUCAGUAGCAAAAGUACUACUGGCGAAGAAAGCCAACUCGCAAAUCUCAUGGAGGAUGUUUUUUUGCGCAUUGGAAGCCCCCACGUAAUUGCAGGUCGUGGUUUGAUGCGUAUCAAAUUGUCAGCUCUGCUCUUGCUCGGAGCGUGGUCUACCUACCAUGAAGUAGGUGCUAAGGCCCACGAACUGCUCAAGGACAUCAAGAGACUGCUUGCCUUUACAACGGACGGACGGUUUGGAAAAGCGUAUACGUCAACUAUUUCGAAUGUUGUUCGUCACGAGCUCACAACAAUGGGAAAGUUGUCGGGGCAGAGUGUGGACGAGUUGCUGCUGUUGUUGCAUCCUCGUGCCGCCGUUGCUGCCGAGACCACUAGGUAUCACGCGCUGGACGCGCUUUCGCAGCUUUGCCAAGACUAUCCCCAGCACCUUGCGACACGCGUUUCUUCGCAGUUGGUUGAGUUGUUGUUCAUGUCCACUGACAAUGUGCCUUUUACAACCUCUAAGCUGUGUAGAACAGCCGUCUUCAGGGUGCUCGGUGAUUUGCGUCCAUCAAAUGGUACUUUGACCGAAAAGGAGCUUCGCAUGUUGCUAAAGGAAGUAUCGUCGGACGAGCGACCGAAUGCUUUUCAUCUACGGUCUGUCGCCGCUACAUUCUUUAGCUGGACGCAAAAUUUUGUGCUCGCUGGGAUUGACAAAGACCACGAUACAACUGCAAUCAUCGAAGAAUUUGAACGGCAACUACUAAAGCCUGAGCUGUACGAGUCCCAUGCCGAGCGGUACGAGAUGGCGAAACUGGCGAUGCUGCGAGGGCGAUUUUCUCUUGCAUUGCAGCUUUUGGAAUUGAUCGUUAUAAAAGCUGAUAGUGAGUGCUUUGGUGGUUGGUUGCUUGCUCUUCAGACUCUGUGUGAAGCAGAGUCUCGCAUCGCAACGGACCGAUUUGUACAACUGGAAAGUCUUCACUCGCUUACCCGGACUAGCAUGUUCUUACAGGCAGCACGUACAUCAAGCUUUCGCUUCGAUCUACAGCUACAUCUAGUUUCGCUCCGACACGAGUGGGUGCAGCUUUUACAGAAUGCUCAACAACUAGCAGGCGAGGCUGCAUUUACCAAUGUCGCGGGAAGCCUUAAUGGACGAGAGGGGCAAUUGAGCAUCCAGUUGCGCAAACUUGCCUGCAAGUACAAAGCGUUGCGUAACUUGUUGCUAGGCGCCAACCAGCUUGACCUCGACGCACUUCAAGUGCACGCUGACAUGUGUAUUUUACUGGCUUCGGCAGUCGAUGGUUUCCUGUUACUUCGGCCGCCGGCCUCCGUUGAUUUCUUGGUACAUCGGAAGACCAACAACAACAGCUGUCAGUGGAAUUUUGGAAUGCUGGAAAGCCUCAGCGAGGAUGUUCGCGCGAAGCUGGAUCGUUUCAGUAAGCUCUCUCCGUCUCGCCAACCAGGUGUUGGUGCACGCGUGGUGCAGCAAAUUCUGAAAGCACUUUGCGUGAUUCCUCCGAUACUGCCGAGGAUAUUCUUUUGCUCACGAUUGCGCGGCGACCGGCGCCUACGUUCCAGUGCGCAAUUUUUAACUUUCUCGGAAAAUGCGGCCUUCACGACAAAGCCGCGGUCACGAUCACAACUUGGAGUGUCCCUUGGAACUGGUUUUACCAGCGUGUUGAAGGGUGUGCUGGCUUUUUCACGGAGCGCUCGAGCUUAUUGGAGCAAACAGUUUGAAGCUAUUGAAGCCGAGACUCUCGUUUGUCUGGCUGGUGCCAAUAUAAACGGGGCCAGCAGUGUCAUUGCUAGUUCAUCAGCGUAUGAAGCGGCGGAUGUUUCGCUUGAUAAAAUGUUGGUUCAUCAUCGUGCUAAAACAAGUCUUCCACUCGCGUGGAAUCAAGCAGUUGAGUCAGCAACAGGCGACGAUGGUCACAUGACGCUCUACUUGCCAUUCAUGGCGCCAGUGCAUGUGAAAGCGACAGACCUGACAGUAAAAGGUUCGUUUGUCCUAAUGGCCAAGCUCGCCUUGGUAGACCGCCAAGGGGAGAGGUGGCCGCUGGCUGUUACAGGGUGUCGGCGAGGUUUUAUCGUGUAUUGA
This is a messenger RNA of Peronospora matthiolae, 3024 nucleotides long. The record is from the annotation of a GenBank genome assembly. Lineage: Eukaryota; Oomycota; Peronosporomycetes; Peronosporales; Peronosporaceae.